UAUCAGAAAGCUUCUGCGGCGCUGGGCAGGUUGUGAGAUGCCGGGCGGAGGCCGCUGCCCCGACUGCGGCUCCACUGAGCUGGUGGAAGACGCGCACUAUUCGCAGAGCCAGCUGGUGUGCUCGGACUGCGGCUGUGUGGUCACCGAGGGCGUGCUCACCACCACCUUCAGCGACGAGGGCAACCUCCGAGAAGUAGCGUAUUCCCGGAGCACAGGGGAAAAUGAACAAGUUACUCGCAGUCAGCAGCGAGGUCUCCGCCGAGUGAGAGAUCUCUGUCGAGUUCUGCAGUUGCCAUCAACAUUUGAGGACACAGCAGUUGCCUACUACCAAAAGGCAUACCAGCACCCUGGCAUCCGUGCUGCCAGGCUGCAAAAGAAGGAGGUGUUGGUUGGGUGCUGUGUCUUAAUCACCUGUAGGCAGCAUAACUGGCCCCUGACCAUGGGGACCAUCUGCACCCUGUUGUACGCAGAUUUGGAUAUGUUUUCUGGCACCUACAUGCAGAUAGUGAAGCUCCUGGGGCUGGAUGUGCCAUCUCUGUGCUUGGCAGACCUGGUGAAGACCUACUGUAGCAGCUUCAAACUUUUCCAAGCCUCCCCAUCGCUGCCAGCCAAAUACAUGGAAGACAAAGAGAAGAUGCUGUCGCGAACACUGCAGUUGGUGGAGCUGGCGGAUGAGACAUGGCUGGUGACCGGGCGGCAUCCCUUGCCUGUCAUCACUGCUGCUGCUUUCCUGGCUUGGCAGUCGCUGCAGCCCUCAGCUCGUCUGACAUGUUCCCUGGCCCGAUUUUGUAAAUUGGCAAAUGUGGACCUGCCCUACCCCGCUUCCUCCCGGCUACAGGAGCUGCUGGCUGUGCUGCUGCGGAUGGCUGAGCAGCUGGCCUGGCUGCAGGUACUGAAACUGGACAAACGGUCUGUGGUGAAGCACAUCAGUGACCUGCUGCAGCACCGCCACACUUUGAUCCGCAAAGCCUUUCGAGAAGGGACAUUAGAGGUGGAGGCCCUGGAGAAGGAGCUGCAGGGACGGGGACCGGGGCAAGGACAGGGAAAAGAGGAAGUGGGGAAUAGCGCCUCCGAGUUACCUGAGGGGAAGCGGCCAGCUAGUCCUGCCCUUCUCCUCCCACCCUGCAUGUUGAAGCCCCCAAAGCGGGUCUGCCCCGCCCCCCCUGCCUCCACGGUCACCGGAGAUGAGAACAUUUCCGAUAGUGAAAUAGAGCAGUAUUUGCGGACCCCUCAGGAAGUGCGGGACUUUCUGAGAGCCCAAGCUGCUGGACAAGCUGCCACAAGUAAUCCUAACCCCCCCUGAUGCACUUGGUGGGUUUGGUGGGGCAGGGGUCACGUCAUUCUGACAGCAGCUUGAUAAUAGACCUGUCAUGUCCAGAGAAAUAAAUGUGUACAAGCCCUUAGGUAUUGUCUCUGCAGCUCAGAGCCCAGGUCCUGGAGUAGAAAUGAGAACGACUGUAGGAACCCCUGGGUUGGAGAGAGUCCCAUCCUUUAGUGCCAGAGAGCAGGUUGCAUAUGUUCACAUUCUGUGGGGUGGCUUUCCUCUUAGAUGUUGGGCUCUCUUCUGCUCCUGGUCUGAACUGGAUAAACUGAACGCGCUCAUGGGGCCUUGCUACUGGUGAGGAGCAGUUGGCAUUUCCAUGGUACCAGCCCUCAGGGCAGGAACUGGGCAACUCUUGGCCCUGUGUCCUAGGUAUUGGUGGGUUAAUGUGUAUGGUAUCAUGAGAUCUUCUGCCUCAUAACAAAAGGACCGUGGGUGGACUAAGGUUAUAGCUCAAAGGGCUUUGCAAAAUUUUAAUAUAUUAAAACAAGAGGCAUCUGCUAGAAAACAUUCUAUUGUAUAAAACCCGAGCUUUUAAAAACA
This is a messenger RNA of Myotis myotis, 1864 nucleotides long. It is a transcript of the gene BRF2, whose product is annotated as BRF2 RNA polymerase III transcription initiation factor subunit. Gene Ontology annotation, cellular component: nucleus; transcription preinitiation complex. The record is from RefSeq and is a predicted model, not a curated record. NCBI's taxonomy places the organism in Eukaryota, Metazoa, Chordata, Mammalia, Chiroptera, Vespertilionidae. The transcript is spliced from 4 exons. Bases 38 to 1303 code for a protein of 421 amino acids. Gene Ontology annotation, biological process: transcription preinitiation complex assembly; transcription initiation at RNA polymerase II promoter. Gene Ontology annotation, molecular function: TBP-class protein binding; RNA polymerase II general transcription initiation factor activity.